Molecule: messenger RNA, 2616 nt
Organism: Candida tropicalis MYA-3404
Lineage: Eukaryota; Fungi; Ascomycota; Pichiomycetes; Serinales; Debaryomycetaceae
Exons: 1
Coding region: 1-2616 (871 amino acids)
Source: RefSeq, a predicted model, not a curated record
AUGGAAACAACUACAGAAGAGUUGUUUAGAAAAUUGGUAGAGUUGCCGAUAGAUGUGGUUGCUAUCAUUCUUAGCUAUUUACCCAAAUGUAUGCUUCCACAUUUAUUGUAUUUCCCACCAAUUAGAAAUGUUGUUGCUACGUGUAUUUUAUCAAAUGUCAAGAUUGUCCCGAUUGUUUCUAGACACUCCAAAAAUUAUCAUUUACAGGAUGUGUGUGAAGGGUGUACUGACGGUGCCAUGCCGAUUGAAUUGUCAAAGUUAAAAAAAGGAAUUAAGCAGUGGAGAAUAUAUCCUAAAACUGUUCAGCUAUGCUCAUUGGAUUCAUUUAGAGUUAUCAAAGAUACUUACCCGUUGUUAUUAGCCAAAGCUCAAGAAAUUAACGGGUCAUUUGACUUUCACGAAGGAGGAGAUCGUAAGAUUAUGGUUGAAAGUGCUGUUAAGUUUGAACAUUUAAAAUUGUACGGCUUUGAUACUUAUUUUGAGGAGCACCCUGAUGUGUUUCCCAAGAACGUUAGGAAUCUUGAAUUGGUUGGUACUGAGAUCAAGUCAUUCAAGAUUGAAGGUUUGAAUGGUUUAAGAAUUCGCAAUUCUAAGCCUCUUGACGAAGCAUCGAUUGCUACGCUUCCUGAUGAUUUGAAAAUGUUGGAAUGUGAAAUACAUACACAUGGGGAUUUUAAUUUGCCAAGGGGUUUGCACACUUUGGGCAUUGAUGGUUUCUCCAAUAAUUCUAAUUUCAAGCUUGGUCAGUUGGAUCAAUUGAAAUUCUUGAAUUUUUCAUCGAAAUUGACUACCAAAAUUGAUGAUAUUGGGCUAAUUGCCGACAAUUUAAAAUCUUUGAUUCUAAGCAGAUGUACCAACUUAAUGGACUAUCAGAGAUUGAGAAGGUUUAACAAUUUGGAAAUGUUUGCUAUAGUUGAAGGAUACUAUCCAAUUGAUUUAUUCAAUGAGACCAGUUUCCCAAAUAUGAAAGAAUUUAUGUACAGUGGGAAAUCAACGAUAUUUCCUCGGCCACUUUCACGAAACAUAAAAAAAGAAGGUGAAUAUUUGAGGAAAAUAUCAAAUUUGGAAUUAAUUCUACCACCUAAUCUAGAAAUGUUGGGUUUGACUAAUGCAGAGGAUAUGCAUAUUAAUUUUGCGAAAUCGAAAUUUCCAAGUUCACUUUCCGUUUUGAAUUUGUAUAAUGUUUCAUUCCGGAAUAAUCACUUUAAUUUAUUACCCUCAUUAGUACAUGUUGAAAUCAUCUCUGCGGCAUUUGAUAUUGACAAAGAUUUUUCUUUGCCUGAAAAUGCAACUACGGUUUCUAUUGACGCAGAGAGAAUACGUAUUAGUAACCUUGACUUUUUGUACCAUCUACCACGAAAAUUGGAGAGAUUUGAUCUCGCUGCAUCAAAGAAAGUAAUAAUGCCAAAAUUGACUCAAAAGGUAGAAUGGCCGGACACAUUGAAAGAGUUGGAAUUACGUCGUCUUGAUAUUGAUAGUGAGAUGUUGGCAAUGUUGAAUUUGAAGAAUUCAAAUAUUAAAAAUAUUGAGUUCUAUAGCGGUAAGUUGGGUAAGUUAAACUUGAGUUUAUUUCCUGUUGAUAUUGAAAGAUUAUUUUUGGAGAGAAUGGGGAUUACUGAGUUGCCUGAGUCGUUUGAAAGUUUGAGUAAGCUUCGUCAUUUGUCGCUAAGAAGAAAUUAUUUUGGAAGAGUUAAGUCUAUUAAACUCCCUAAGUUGCACUGCUUAAAUGUGAAUCAUUGUGAUUUACGUUUUAUUUCACCAUUCAUAGAGUCGAUGCGCCUGGAGAAAAAAGUCAAACCUUUAGGUGGGGAAUCAGAAUUACUUGUUAAGGCAAUGGAUAAUUGGCAUUUGAAUCCUAAAGAUGUCAAGAAACUGUUGAAUAUGAAUAAGAACAUGACGCUUACUGUGAAUUCAUUUGAUAUGGGGUUGCAUAGUCUUUCAAAUCACUCUAGUCGUUUCCUGUGUGAUAGGGAAGUAGAUGGUUUUUUGAUUCUGGAGACAGAAUAUUCUGACUUUGACGAAGAUGAAGGUUAUGAUACUUCCGACAGUUUACUGAGUCCCAGGGAUUAUUUAAGUGAUUGUGACUGUAAUGUUAAUCAUGAAGAAAUGAGUGACGAGGAUGAAAUGGCAGAUAAUGUUGACAAUUGGCAAGACCUAUAUGAUGACGAAGAGGAAAUUGAACAAUACUAUGGCAACUACAAUGAAGAUGAUGAUGAUGAUGAUGACGAUGAUGGCGAUGAUGGCGAUGAUGACGAUGAUGAAGAUGAUUUAGUUGAUUUUCCAUUUUUUGAGUUUAUGAGAGAAAAUAAUGAAGAAUUUAAUGGAGGUGGAAUACGUCAUAUUGGACAUCAUGUCUUUAUGGAAAGUGAAGAUGAAGAAGAUGAUGGUUUUGCUGAGUUUGGGGAUUUAGGAUUGCCUCCUGAUGCAGAUGGUCUCAGCGUUCUUACAGCGUUGAUAGGAAUUAAAGCAAUGCAAGACAAUGGUAUUCCGCCUGAUCUUGCCCGUCGUGCAAUUGAUAGUGGGUUUCUUAGAGAAUUAGUUAGACUGGAACUCGGAGAUAGAUUUCCUGGUUUGGAUGAUGACGAUGAUAGUGAUGAGGGUGAAGAUGAUGAUUAG